UGGGCACAGCGCUCCUCGCCUCCACCGUCCACCGCCUUACAUGCCUGCCGACGCCGCCCGCUGUGGCCCAUACUUCGACCGUCCCAGAUAGCACCCCCCACUGAAUGACCGACGCCCACGCCGCCGACACCGCCCAGGCGCCCUUCGAGGGCCCAGAAAAGCUCCUCGAGAUCUGGUUUGCAGAGAGUCCUGACCAUGUUCCCGAUGCUGCCGACCCCAAAGAGGGCGGCCGUACUGGGCUGCGCGUCGUAGACCGCGCUCUAUGGGAGGAAAUGCUCGACAUCGUCAAAUGCAAGGUCCUCAGCGUUGUGGAAAGCGCUGAGCUAGAUGCUUAUCUGCUCAGUGAAUCAUCCCUCUUCAUCUCUCCUCACCGCCUCAUCCUGAAGACUUGCGGGACGACACUCAAUUUGCUGGGACUGCCCCGCAUUCUCGCCAUCGCCCGCGAGCAUGCGAACCUUCCUACCGUCCAUCGCUGCUUUUACUCUCGCAAGUCGUUCAUGUUCCCUGAGCGUCAGGUCGGGCCCCAUCGUGACUGGAAAUAUGAAGUCGAGUUUCUGGAUGCCAUCUUCGAUAAUGGCGCUGCGUACACCGUCGGCAAGAUGAAUGGCGACCACUGGUUGCUGUACAUGACCGGACCAGGUACUCCUCCCACCCCAAUCAAGGCUCGUCCCCCUGUCCCCCGUUCUCUGGACCUCAAGGAACGGACGGACACGACGAUUGAGAUCCUCAUGAGCGACCUGUCGCCGGAUGCACGCGCGCCAUUCCUGACAGCCCCCUCCGACCUCUCACCCUCGGAGCAUGCUCAGGCGCUGUCGGACUCGAUUGGUAUCUCGACCAUCUUUCCCGCAGGAGAGACGGUGCUGGACGCGUACUCCUUCACGCCAUGCGGAUACUCCUCCAACGCGCUCAUAGGACCGGACGGAUACUUCACCAUCCAUGUCACUCCGGAGGCGGGCUGGUCGUACGCGAGCUUCGAGUGCAACGUCCCGGUCCCAGCGGCUCACAAGGGCCCUGCGGUGUCGGACGAGCGCCCGGACCUCAAGACGCUGAUUCGCCGCGUUACACGGAUCUUCCAGCCGGGGAGGCUGAGCGUCACGCUGUUCGUAUCAAGCGACGAAGAUGGAGAGGAUGAUGAAGAGCUGAGCGCGGUUGAAGCGGCACAAAAGGCGUUCAAGGCAGCGUUGACGCUGCCUUGCGAGCCAGAGGUGAAUGGUGUGGACGGAGAGCGCGCGGCGGAGAAUGGGCAUGUCGAUGGGGCGGGCGGCGCCCAAAAGAUGUGCUAUCGGCGUACGGACAAGAUCAACUACGAGUUCGACGGCUACGAACUGGCGUUCGCGAGCUUCGAGCUGUGCUAACUGCGACAUAAUACAUGACUACGACUAUCUCUAUCGGAUAUGUACACCCUGUAGACCUGCCUUCACGACCUGUAUUGCUUGCUUGGUUGCUUUCUAUUGAUCAGUUAUCGAGACUCGAA
This is a messenger RNA of Schizophyllum commune H4-8, 1474 nucleotides long. Its product is annotated as S-adenosylmethionine decarboxylase. The coding region runs from base 105 to 1355 and encodes 416 amino acids. The record is from RefSeq and is a predicted model, not a curated record. Gene Ontology annotation, biological process: spermidine biosynthetic process; spermine biosynthetic process. Gene Ontology annotation, cellular component: cytosol. NCBI's taxonomy places the organism in Eukaryota, Fungi, Basidiomycota, Agaricomycetes, Agaricales, Schizophyllaceae. Gene Ontology annotation, molecular function: adenosylmethionine decarboxylase activity. The transcript is spliced from 2 exons.